GGCCCUUUCUGCCCAAAGAGGAAAUUCGAAUGUCAUGGUGUCUUCUUUGAGAUGUUCGCUUGAGACUCGUCUCGACUCCCAAUCUCGACCUUGACCCAUUUCCAUCUUACGAUAUAUGUAUCAGCCGGCCCGCAUUUUCCUCUUCUUCAUCCACUACUUGAGAACUUCUACACCCUGCCAAUCUCGGGCCAGUACCUCUCUACCUAGCUGAUGCUGAUGUCUCCAAACUGACCUUCCUAGUUAACGCUGCGUGGGCAGCCCUCCCAUCUCAAGAGUACCAGUCUGCCUGGUCGGCCUGCGGUCAUUGACCGUGGCACCAUGGCACCAUGGCAAACCUCGAUACAUCUCCACCCCACUUCUCCCAGCCCUGUCGCCAUCUUCAACGUCGUCUGACCUUCAGCUGAUCCUUCCUGAUCCUCCCUGAUCCCCGUGCCUGACAUUUCUGCAAAGCCCUGAUUAGGCGCCCGGCUUCGAAUGGGACCCGACCUCGCCUGUCUUGAGAUACCUCGAUCACAGCGACCCCUUUGCACCUCUUUGGCUCCAUCUCUCACACCACCUUGAACAACUCCUGGGUCUCCUUCAAUCUCGCCAUUCAUCUUGGUCUGAGCGCAUGGUCAGGUGUGGGUGCCGUCAGCCUGUCCUCACCCUGUGCAGAUCAAAACCAGACAAGCUGGAGAAACCGGAAUGGGCCCGUCCGACUGCCAUGUAGGUGUGCAUUCGUCUGCUUCACCCCAACCCCACGUACAGACUCCUCUGAUCAUGUUCCAUCCUCGCCAAAGGCUCAAGGAACGAUCCGCAGUUGGGCACCUCCAUGACGUCUGUUUUGGCCUACACCACAUUGGGAAUGUCGAUAUCUCACAAACACAACAGUCUGUCGUAGUUCCAUGCUUGUAUCGCCUUGCGGUCCACUUUGUCCUCCCGGCUUUGAUAUUGGCUAGGUCGCACAGCGUGGCCUCACCAAUUCAUAGACGUUAUCAGACCUAUGAGAGAUCCUUUACCCCCCAGCCUAGACCUUUUCCAUCAAAGAGUCAGGCCAUGCUCCUCAUCGUCAUCACCAUGAGCGCCUGGAUGUAUUAUCCACGUGCCAAAUAGGAGAGAAGGCCAGCAUGUUUGCAGACCAGACCACCCAGACUCGUUUGCUUUGAGACACUUAGGUCUCGGCAGCCAUCGACGGCAGUCAGCCUGGGCCAUGCCACGGCGUGACAGUGGAUGUUGGACAUGAUUUGUGUUCGAUUUCCCCGACAAGUAUGAGAAACUUGCGUUGUAGCCUGGUCAGUGGUCGGCGAAGCACGGCUAUGGUUGUGUCAAUUUGUUGGGAGAAAAUCAUUGGGACCCAGGCACAUUUUCGAUCUGUUUGUCCGUCCUGCAUGUCUUGGAUUCUUGCCGCCGCUGGUAGCAAACAGUGCGC
Messenger RNA from Exophiala mesophila, 1408 nucleotides. RefSeq lists its product as uncharacterized. NCBI's taxonomy places the organism in Eukaryota, Fungi, Ascomycota, Eurotiomycetes, Chaetothyriales, Herpotrichiellaceae. The transcript has a single exon. The record is from RefSeq and is a predicted model, not a curated record. The coding region runs from base 685 to 1092 and encodes 135 amino acids.